AUGGGCAUCGGGCCUCGGUGCAUCAAGACCAAUGAGACAAGCACUCUGACGACGGACUACGUGCCCUAUCAGAGCAGCGGCACCAAGCUUUGGGGCACUGAGGGAGAGCUCGGCCUAAUGAAGAAGCCUUUCACAGCCAUGGCGUGGGUGAAGUUCGCUGGUCAGGGCAACUAUGGAAAUGCGAUCCUGACGAUCAGCGAUCGAGAGAAUGGCAGAGCGGGCACCGGCAUCGGCUUCAUGCAGGGCUAUGGUAGUUUUGCCACCUUCGGGAAGAGCUUGUGCCGUGGAUGUUCGCACUGGACCUACUACCACUCAUGGAAAGAUAUGUGGGUACAUCAGGCAUUUGCUGUCGACCCAGUUACUGGCAAAGUGCUCAUGUACAGGGAAGGAAGACUCAUCAAAUCAUGCAGCAAUGUCUUUCCUGCCGACGACAUGGACGACUUUUUCGUCGUUACGGCAGCCAAAGCGGCCAAUGGUGACGUCUAUGACGUCAAGAUCUUCAAGGACGAGUUCAAAUCUCAGGAGGAGAUCGUUGCCGAGAUGCGCUAUGCACCUCAUCCCGAUCGUGCAGUCGAGUACUUGUCCUACGACAAGAAAGAGCUCCAGGAUUUCGGGCAGAGGGGAAAAAUGCCGGGCCUCUAUCUCAUCUCCGUCACGGCCAUGGCAUGGGUGCACGUCAAGUCGAAGCUGUCGGGGGAGCAUCCGAUCUUCACCUGGAACGAGGAGUCACACGCUACUGAAUCCAAGAGCGCGGUUGGUGGCGGGCUGCAGCCAGGUCAAGGUCACGGCAUCUACCUCAACAUGGGAAACGGUCGUUGCGAGGGUGGCGAUUUGGAUGCCCCAGAAGGGUCGUGGAUUCAUGUGGCCUUUGCCUUUGAUAGUUGGGAGAAGACGGUACACCUGUUCAAGGAUGGCAAGCUAGUCAAGACAUGCACCGACUACCGCUAUUCAGUCACGGGACACCUUCACGUCAUGACCUCCGCGGCACGUGCGGGCGGUGACGUCUACGAUUUCAAGUUGUACAGAACACCGAUCAUUGAGGAAGAGUAUGUGAGUGAGCUCAUGGGAUCUCAGCAUCCCACGCCGAAAUGA
This is a messenger RNA of Symbiodinium sp. CCMP2592, 1092 nucleotides long. Lineage: Eukaryota; Dinophyceae; Suessiales; Symbiodiniaceae. The record is from the annotation of a GenBank genome assembly.